Molecule: messenger RNA, 579 nt
Organism: Nipponia nippon (crested ibis)
Lineage: Eukaryota; Metazoa; Chordata; Aves; Pelecaniformes; Threskiornithidae
Product: interferon
Biological process (GO): defense response
Cellular component (GO): extracellular region
Molecular function (GO): cytokine receptor binding
Source: RefSeq, a predicted model, not a curated record
AUGCCUGCGCCCGCAACCCCACGGCCCCGCCUGCCGCACGCCGCCCCGCCGCUCCUGCUCCUCCUCACGGCUCUCGCCACCGCCCUCCCCUGCCACCACCCGCGCACCCACGACGCCACCUUCCUCUGGCGCAGCCUCCAGUUCCUCCGGGCCAUGGCUCCCAGCUCCACACAGACCUGCCACCACCAGCCCGCGCCCUUCCCCUUCCCCGACGCCCUCCUCCACACCAGCCACCCACAGCAAGCCGCCGCCACCGUCCAGCGCAUCCUCGACCACCUCUUCGCCAUCCUCAGCAGCACCAGCGCCCUCCAACACUGGGACACCCAGGCACACCGUGACCUCCUCAACACCAUUCACCGCUACCUACAAGACCUCGAGCGAUGCGUGCCAGCCAACGGGACGCUCCUCCAGGGACAAGGGGCCCGCCGCCUCCGGCUCGACAUCGACGAAUACUUCAGCCGCUUCCACAACCUCCUCCGCACCCACAACCACAGCGCCUGCGCCUGGGACCACGUCCGCCUCGAAGCUUGCACCUGCUUCCAACACCUCCGCAACCUCACCCGCACCAUGCGCGAUUAG